GUUAGAGUUGCUGUUCUGAGUUGCCCAGUAAUAUACCCCCUUCACCUCCUCCCCCUCCAUUCCCGCCCAUCUCAAAAGCGUAUCCACGCUCUCUCCAGCCUCCCCGCUCUCUAACAAGGCCUACAUCUUCGCUUUCAACCUGUAGCUUGUGGCGCCUUGCGUGUUUCUGAGAAACACAGUCGCUUUUCUUUACAUCUGGCUUAGCGUCCACGUACACCUGUCUCUUUGGACGGCGAACUGGUCUAUGCUGUCCGCUCCUUCUCCAUCCCCACUCUUGUUCCCAUCACCGAUACUUCGCAUUCGACCAACCCACUUUUGAUCAUCAUAAACCACCAAAUCACCAACCAUGACCGUCAUACAACAACGUAGAAAUCUCGACCAUCGUGCAAUAGCCGCCAUACCCUCCGUCUCCGUUACCAAUGGCCUCAUUGGUACCGCCACCGCCGGCCAAGCCGACCCCAACGCCACUGGUCUCCUCGACAAUACCGUCGCUGCUCAAACACCCACGUCCACGCCCGACCUCCCUGUCGCCACCAGCGCCAUCAUCCAACCCGACCCCUCUGCCAUCGCUGCCCCUUCAACAACACCCUCGGCGACACCCAGCAGUAGCAGCGGCAACGAUGCCUCCUUAGGCACUUUGAUUGCCGCCUGCGUUGGUGCCGGUGUCGGCGUCAUCCUCCUCGUCCUCAUUGCAGUCUGGUACAGCCGCCGUCUCUCCCGCCAGGCCAAGAAGCCCGGGCGGCCGAAUACGAAGAAGCGCCGCUCGUCGUGGGGCAACCUGAGCGAGGAGUACCACGACGACAAGUGGGAGGGCAUGCAGGGGCAGGGGCAGGGGCAGGGGCGGGGCCAGCGGCGCUCGGAGCGCCAGCCGUCGACGUCGCUCGCGAAGCGCGCGUCACUGGGCUCAGUCGCGAAGCUCGGUGCGAUGUUCCACCGCUCGCCGAGCGUGACGUCGUGCGAGAAGUCGUCCGAGGGCCACGGCGCGGAGAGCGUCGGCACGAUGCACCACUUUGCGCAGUACCACCCCGGGCUCGCGCAGGAGCUCGCGGGCGCGUCGUCGUCCAAGACGCCGUCGCCGCCGCCGAUCAUGCGCAAUGUCGCGGGUGGGGGCGCGGCGAUGUCGUGGGAGGGCCGCAGCAACACCGUCGGGAGCGACUCGUUCCUCUCGCUCAAGCACGGGUCGCACAUCGACCUGUCGCCCGUCGUGUCGAUGGCCAAGUCGACGCCGCCCGUGUCGGACGUGGGCAGCACGACGCACUAUUGGGAGUCGGCCGAGGUGAUACACCCCGAGACGGCGUCGCUCGAGCCGCACCUCCAGAACCCCUUCGACGACACCGCGUCGACGACCAUGUCCAUGUCGACUGCCACCUCCUCAACGCCCAUCAUCAAGAGCGGUGGCGGCGGCAACCCGUUUUUCGCCGCGCAGGAGCGGCAGACGGCGAACCCCUUCUCGGACACGUACGCCGCGCCCAAGCCAAUGUCCAUCAACGUAGAACCACCACGCGCGCCCGAGCCCGCAGCGACGGCGAGGAGGGAAAAGUCGGACACGGUCGUGGCCGCGCACAACCCGAGCGGCUCGCGCGACCACGCGAUGCAGUCGCUGCUCGCCGCGCUCGACAUCCCCGAGUCCGAGGUGCGCGACCGCCUCCGGAUCGCGUCGAUGCAGUCCGGCAUCUCUGGUCUGUCCUAUCUCUCCGAGGACGGCGCGAGCGUGUCUGGGUUCCCGCUCCCGCCGACGCAGGUGCCCCGGCCGUGAUCGUGAUGAGCCUGAGCUCGAUACGUGUGCCGUUGGCGUUGUCGAGGGCGAUGUGCUGUUGCAUAGUUUAAGAGAAAUAUUUAUCGCCUAUUAUACCUUACGCGUAUAACCCUGCCUACCAUCUUGCCCUUUAAACCGCGACCGCGACCUCCUUCACACUCCAACGUCUUUUCUUCUUCUUCCUCUUCUUCACCCCUUUCGUCGACCGCAGAGUCACUUGACUACUUUGCCCUUGUCUUUGGUCCGCUCGACACAUACAUACCUCCCAUAACCCUUCGAUCCGGCAUCGGCCUGGCUUGUUUCUGGAGUUACAAUCACAGCCGCACCCGCAGCUACGUUGCAGCACCAGUACAUCCACACGCGCACUGGCACUGGCAUGCAUUGCACCUCCCCCGCCCACCCCAUGUCGCUCGUUACCGCCCGCCCUGUCGUUACACAUCUGUAUUAUGUAGCGUCGAUGAUCCACCAUGCGCACGUUGUUUGCACCCGUAAUCCCAUC
Messenger RNA from Coniophora puteana RWD-64-598 SS2, 2255 nucleotides. RefSeq lists its product as uncharacterized. The record is from RefSeq and is a predicted model, not a curated record. Lineage: Eukaryota; Fungi; Basidiomycota; Agaricomycetes; Boletales; Coniophoraceae. Bases 347 to 1756 code for a protein of 469 amino acids. The transcript has 2 exons.